AAACUAAACUUCAAGGGCAGGUGUGAAAAAUUAUCAACCACUCAACUUUACAACAUUAUUUUUUUAUGUAUUUUGAUUUAUUUUUAAACGUUCAACUUUUAAUUUAAUUUACAUGUUUGUUUAUUCAUCUUCUUUACUUAUUCAAAAAAAAAAAAAAAAAGAAAAGCCACUAGAUCAAGCAGAACUCGUAUCUUAGUAUUCCCUGGUGUGUCGAGUUUAAAGUGCUAAACAAAAUCCCCAGACCAAAGACGCAAAAGAAAUAAAAAAGCACAGUGGAAGAUGAUGACUCAGCAGAGAGUGAAUAACCAGUGGAUCUUGAUAGGGUCCCAGGUAGCAUCGCCUGGAGCUAAAACUUGCUCAGUCAGAAAAUGACUGACAGAGAGCUGCAGCAUCGAGGGGCUCUGCACACUGCGGCAGUGCACUCUCUCUCUGUUGUCUUAACCAAUCCCAGACCAGCUCAGUGCUCAGAAAAAAAAAUUGGAGAGGGGGGGGAGAUUAGGCUGUAAUUGAUUGUCUAAUGUUCUGACACGGGCAAGUUGAAGAACAGCACACAUCUAGGCACUACCAUAGCCUGCACCAGUCACCUGUUGAUCUCUUCACCUCGCCAGCAGGACAUAUUCCUUUAUGUACACACGCUGCCCUAUGCCGAGGCUUAGUGCACAGACUGCAGUACAAUACAUAUAACCAACGUGCUGCACAGCAAAGAAUCAGAGCUGCAAUAAUAAGAUGUAAAAAUGGAGAAAGACACUGAAAAGACAAAACCCCAUCCAUUGCACAGAAUUCACACAGGAGAUAAACAUGACCAAAGGGUAAAAAGUCAAGAGCUGUCACCUCUUUCAAAACGAGACAGUGGCUAUGCCUCACCGGGUAAUGUUCUACAGGAAAAGUCACAUUUCACAUUUGGAGACUCCUCAGUGAUGUGGGAUACGGAGACUACCUCAGAAGAUCAAGACCAGUUGUUUGAAGAUGAACCACAAGGAGCCUCAACUCCAGUUUCACAGCCUAUCGCAAUUCCCCGCAGGUCACGGUCACAGCGCCGCUCAGGCGCUAAUGCACCCCUUUACCAAGAAGUGCCAUCGCCACUUGGCCUUUCCCCCAGCACCGCCCGUCCAGCGCCAUUAUUGCACCGUUUUUCUACUGGAUCCUUUCCCCAAGAAUUCUUAGACCACGCUACAGGGCGCCAGUGCGAUUGUCGUGAGGUUGGCACGCAAACCACGCACAUCGCAGGACAGAUGAUGACACAUGCUAUUAGAGGAGAACUGGUGUUUGAACACGGACCUCUGUGUGGGGCUUACGGGAUCACAAGAAGGAUCAGUUUUGUUGGCAAUGCAGUUGAACAGAUCAGACUUGGACAUGGUGAUGUGGAGGAUGAAGCAACAAGACAGAGAACCGACUCCAUGCCUUUGCCUGACCUUGUCCCUGUGUCUCGGGGAAGAGCAAUGUCCGUCCCCGCUCUCAGGCGCAUCCGGACAGAGUCUGAAAUUGGCCAGGAAUUGAGGAGAAUCAGUGACGAGUUUCAUUUGUCAUACAGAUCUGAAUACCAAGUACCAGAAAGAGAACCGCAGGACCAGCAGGCCUCAUCUUUUCCAGGAACUGGACACCAUAACGUAGGUUUCUUCACCAGAAUUAGACACUUCUUCUCCCAGCGCCGCCUCGUAGCACCUCAGCCUCAACGACAAAGACGAUACACGGGGGACGGUCUGGUGCAUCAUGAACAAUCGGAGCCUUCUGAUUCAGAAGAAUCGUGACAGUUAUAGGCUGCUAAGUCAGAGACACGUACAUGUUUAACUGUUCACUGCUCACAGGUUUUGUUAUGAAAGUUUUCAAAAGAAAAAUUCCAAACUUGUUAUUAUUAUAAUUAUUAACGUGUAUUAUGAAAGAAAGGGGAGAUUUUUCAUCACUUUCAGAUGGAAUGGUGCUGUUCCGAAAUGGGACUUUUCCAGAGAUGCCUGUAAGCUGGCUAGUAUAAGGAUUGUGGUCUUCCUUCUAAGAAGUUGGAUGUUGUUGUUGAGAUUACUACAGUCAGGAAUGUUUUGAUAAAAGAAUAUUGAUCUCAAUCAUAAAGCCAUGCAACUGUCAAAUUGUUUUCUUGUACAGUUUGUGUAGUAUUUGGUGCAGGGUUUGAGAAGACUGUUAGUGUACUCUUGUUCUCUGUCCCAGAGUCUAGUCAUUGCCAAAAAAGAAGUUGGGACUGGUGCAGAAAAUCUACCUAGAUGUUAUUGAAUUUGGACGUCUGCCUCAUUGUUUUUCAAUUGACAUUUUCACACAUUUCCAUUUUAUAAAACAUUUCAACGAUGGUAAAAGCAAUGGGCUUUGAAUCAAAUGAACAUUUCUUUUGUAUUGAUGAAAUUUUUAUUUUUUUAAAGCUUGGUGUAAUAUAUUUGAAUCCUUUAUAUUGAAUGAGAAUUGUGGAGAGAAGAAAAUGAUUGCCAAUUUUUUUAAGAUGGAGAUUUCAUAUUUUUUCAAGGCAUAACGGAUUUCCAGUUUAAUGCCAAUAUGUAUGAUGAAUGCUUGCCAGGUCGGCACAUGUCAAAAGUUUUCCAAUGAUCUCAUGGACCAAUAUAUAAAGAGUCCAAUAAUA
Lingula anatina is the source of this 2581-nucleotide messenger RNA. RefSeq lists its product as uncharacterized. The record is from RefSeq and is a predicted model, not a curated record. Lineage: Eukaryota; Metazoa; Brachiopoda; Lingulata; Lingulida; Lingulidae.